Molecule: messenger RNA, 828 nt
Organism: Solanum stenotomum
Lineage: Eukaryota; Viridiplantae; Streptophyta; Magnoliopsida; Solanales; Solanaceae
Product: bifunctional bis(5'-adenosyl)-triphosphatase/adenylylsulfatase FHIT
Exons: 5
Coding region: 39-626 (195 amino acids)
Molecular function (GO): catalytic activity
Source: RefSeq, a predicted model, not a curated record
UAAUUUGAAGAAAAGGAGAAUAGAAUAGAAACCUAGAAAUGUUAAAGCAUAACUUGACUCCAUUGUCAAAUUUCCUUCAAUUUCAUAGUAAGGCGAGUAAUCAUUUGUUUCCCUUAGCGCGAAUCUCCUCUUCAAGCAGCCAUUCCCAGUCUAAGAUGGAGGCAACUUCUUAUAUGUUUGGGCCAUACAAGAUUGACAAAAAAGAAGUCUUUUAUUCCACUGAUUUCUCCUAUGCCUUGGUCAACCUCCGCCCCCUUCUUCCUGGUCAUGUGCUUGUCUGCCCAAGGCGUGAAGUACAACGCUUUGCUGAGCUUACUACUGAUGAGACUAGCGACUUGUGGAUUACAGCACAAAAAGUUGGCAAACAACUUGAGUCAUACCACAAGGCAUCUUCUCUUACAUUUACAAUCCAAGAUGGACCCCAGGCAGGACAGACAGUUCCUCAUGUUCAUAUUCACAUCAUCCCACGGAAAAGUGGCGAUUUUGAAAAGAAUGAUGAGAUUUAUGAUGCUUUGGACGUGAAGGAGAAAGAGAUGAAGCAGUCACUUGAUUUGGACAAGGAAAGGAAAGACAGAAGCAUUGAGGAGAUGGCUGACGAGGCAGAUGAAUAUAGAAAACUUUUCUAGUGAAGAAGCAGAUGAAACUUUUCUUGUGAUGGGGCUUACAUCAUCUCAUUAUUACUCUCUUAGAGUCUAACUGUUGCCCAAGUGCUUUAUUGAUCACCAGCUAUGGUGUGGAUCUAACAUUUGGAUUCCUUAUAAACUAUAUGUGAUAAAACUGAAGCUGUUGCUGUUUUCUCCUAUACGCAAAUUCUUUUCUUUGGAUGAA